Molecule: messenger RNA, 1618 nt
Organism: Cladophialophora immunda
Lineage: Eukaryota; Fungi; Ascomycota; Eurotiomycetes; Chaetothyriales; Herpotrichiellaceae
Exons: 2
Coding region: 594-1586 (330 amino acids)
Molecular function (GO): GDP-Man:Man(1)GlcNAc(2)-PP-Dol alpha-1,3-mannosyltransferase activity; alpha-1,3-mannosyltransferase activity
Source: RefSeq, a predicted model, not a curated record
AGCAGCAAACGAUGCCAUUCUCUCCCUUCCCUUCUGGAUAUUUCUAAUAUGGCUUCCUCACAGAAAGCGACUGUCUCUGGACCGCGCGAGAGGCGAAUUGUCUUCUUCCACCCAGAUCUGGGGAUUGGUGGUGCCGAGAGGCUGAUCGUUGAUGCCGCAGUCGGUCUACAAGAGCAGGGAAACAAAGUCACGAUCUUUACCUCGCACUGCGACCCCAAUCAUUGUUUUGAAGAGGCGCGAGAUGACCGGUGAGUAUAGGCACCCUCGAUGUCAGAGUCCGCGGAAACACUCUCUUUCCUCCCUCUUUCCUGAACCGCUUCCACAUCCUCCUUGCGAUCCUGCGUCAAAUCCAUCUUGUGUUCCAGAUCGCACUUUGGACCAAUGAAUUGAGCACACUGCGACCGGACGUCUUUGUGGUCGACCAGCUCUCGGCCUGCAUUCCGUUGCUCAGAUGGCUCUACCCCCAUCGCCAACGGACCCUGUUCUACUGUCAUUUUCCAGAUCAACUACUUGCCGAUCGCCGAGCCUCUGGCCUGCUUGGACUUGCAAAAACAAUCUACAGGUUUCCCUUCGAUUGGUUUGAAGGUUGGAGUAUGAGUGCGAGUGACAGGAUAGUCGUCAACUCCAAGUUCACAAAAUCCGUUGCUUCGAGAGUCUGGCCUUCCCUGGCGGAGUCGUUAGGCGUCAUAUACCCCUGCGUCAAUGAUGGAUCGAAAGAGGCCGAGGCCGAUGUAGACGGGACUACACUCUGGGACGGUCAGUUCAAGAUUCUCCUCAGCAUAAAUCGAUUUGAGCGAAAAAAAGAUAUCGGCUUGGCUGUCCGAGCAUAUCAUGAACUGUCUCCUGCGGCCCGUCAAGGUACCCGGCUGAUCAUAGCGGGGGGCUACGACCAAAGGGUCCAUGAGAAUGUGGAAUAUCAUAAAGAGCUGGUAGACUUGGCCGAAGGGUUGGGUCUAUCUACUGCCACUGCCAAAACAGUACCAACGGCUUUAGGCAUUCCGAGCGGCAUACAAGUCUUGUUUUUGCUGUCCGUGCCAGGAUUCUUCAAAGAGACUCUCUUGAAAAACGCUCGAUUGUUACUGUACACUCCUUCGAAUGAGCACUUUGGGAUUGUGCCGGUAGAAGCCAUGCAGCACGGGCUCCCUGUUCUCGCUUCAAACACUGGUGGGCCGUUGGAGACCAUCGUCGAGGGCGAGACAGGUUGGUUGCGUGACUCAUCCAAGGUGGAAGAAUGGACAGCAGUUAUCAACCAAGCGCUGCAUGAACUUAGUACGAGUGAUCUCGAGCGGAUGGGUCGGAAUGGGCGAGAAAGAGUCCGCGGGCACUUUAGUAGGAGUACAAUGGCAGGGAAAUUCAACCACGAGAUGACCCAGAUGCUGAACAGCAAGAGGAGCACCUUUCUGGAGAGGAAAGACAUCGUCCUGGCCGUCUGGCUCACGGCAGCGUUUGCAGCAGCAUUGCUGGCCACAAUCAUCAAGGCCAAGUACGGGCGGGGGGAUAGUAGGGCCAGUGAAUUCGCCCGCGCCAGGAGAAUGAACCCCGAAGCAGAUCCCCAGCUGAAACUCUUUGAUGGCAGAGUACAAUAGGUAGAUGACGAGUAGACAAAGAUGAAUUGAAC